AUGGCUUGUUGUCUACUUUACCGUGGUGAUGUUGUCCCGAAAGACGUCAACUCGGCCAUUACAACAAUCAAGACAAAGCGGGCAAUUCAUUUCGUUGACUGGUGUCCCACUGGGUUCAAAAUUGGUAUAAACAAUCAGCCACCAGCUGUCAUUCCUGGUAGCGAUCUUGCUAAAGUACAGCGAGCCGUAUGCAUGCUGUCGAGUACGACAGCCAUCGCCGAGGCUUGGGCACGACUCGACCACAAAUUCGACUUGAUGUAUGCCAAACGAGCAUUUGUUCAUUGGUACGUUGGUGAAGGCAUGGAAGAAGGUGAAUUCAGCGAAGCGCGAGAAGAUAUGGCAGCACUAGAGAAAGACUACGAAGAAGUUGCCACCAACAGCGUUGAUCUUAUAACUGAACAAAUGUGUGAAACUCUUUCACGACUACAAAAAGGAGUUUAUUAUUUUGGUAAAGAGUUUUAA
Rotaria sp. Silwood2 is the source of this 462-nucleotide messenger RNA. Lineage: Eukaryota; Metazoa; Rotifera; Eurotatoria; Philodinida; Philodinidae. The record is from the annotation of a GenBank genome assembly.